Molecule: messenger RNA, 1954 nt
Organism: Cyprinus carpio (common carp)
Lineage: Eukaryota; Metazoa; Chordata; Actinopteri; Cypriniformes; Cyprinidae
Product: putative P2Y purinoceptor 10
Exons: 2
Biological process (GO): positive regulation of Rho protein signal transduction; phospholipase C-activating G protein-coupled receptor signaling pathway
Cellular component (GO): membrane
Molecular function (GO): G protein-coupled receptor activity
Source: RefSeq, a predicted model, not a curated record
ACAUCGUGUCUAGUGGUGAACUGCUCCUGUCCCACUCACACGACUGUCUGGGAAACAAACAAGCUCUACACAUACGUUUACCUGAUUAUAUUCAUCCCAGGCCUGCUGUGCAACACCCUGGCUCUUUGGGUGCUGUGUCGAUUCAUAAGCAAAAAGACCAAAGCCAUCAUCUUCAUGAUUAAUCUAACCAUAGCUGACCUGGUUCACGUGCUGUCGCUGCCGCUUCGAAUUCACUACUACAUCCAACAAGACUGGCCUUUCGGCAACAUGUUAUGUAUGCUGUGUUUUUACCUGAAAUACCUUAACAUGUACGCUAGCAUCGCAUUUCUGGUGUGCAUCAGCAUUCAGCGCUGUGCUUUUCUCCUGCGGCCAUUCUGUGCCAGGAACUGGAAGUCACGCUAUGAUGUCUGCAUCAGCGCCGCAGUCUGGGUGGUGGUGGGUCUCGGCUGCUCGCCCUUCAUUUUAAUGAGGAGCAAAUCAAAUUCUGGAAGUAACAGCACAACCUGCUUUAAAGACCUGCCGAUGCGCAAGCUGGAUGUACGCUCGGCCAUUUCCAUGAUGGUUGCUGCUGAACUCUUGGGAUUUCUUGGUCCGUUAAUUAUCAUUAGUUUCUGUACUUACUUAAUAGUGAACUCCUUCAGACAGAGGAACCAAAAUCAGCAGUCCACUGGUAACACGAAAAAGGCCUUGCGCAUGGUUAGGGUGUGCACAGGGGUCUUCCUCUUCUGUUUCGUCCCCUACCACAUAAACUUCCUGCUGUACCUGAUGGUGACCCAAAGCAUUAUAACAAACUGUGCAGCGAGUCAGGCCAUUAGACAAUUUCACCCCAUUUCUCUCUGCAUAGCAAGUCUGAACUGCUGCCUCAACCCUCUCAUCUACUACUUCCUGACCACAGAGUUCAAGCAGCAGCUGUCCCAGCAUGGCUCUGUGCUCAGGGGCCGUCUGAUGAGCAUGGAGAGCACAUCUUCCUAUAGGGAAUGAGUGAUGUGCAUGCACCUCAUCAACAGAGCAUUAUGAUAAGGAACCCUAAAUGUGCUAUAAACACUGAAGUCAUGUAGUGUACAAAUCUUGCCUUCAGACAGUGUACAAACUAAAGCCAUUAUUAGUCUCGCUUAGCCAGAGCUUCAGACUGACAGCAGAAGGUCUGGGAACCUUGGCCGCUUUGAAUGGCUAAAGCCCGCCCAAGAGGCCAAAUGAUUGACAGAUAAAGCAACCAAUCACGUUUCGUUUUGUGCCAUGUUCAGGGGCAUGGAAAUGUCCCCACAAUAACAGACUGGUGUGUGUAAAACCCUUGGAUGUAUUUUAAAGACUCCACGCCGUGAACUUUAAAUAUUCCACAUACUUUUGAAGAUCCAGCGUUCAGUUGAUCCUGAUAAGCGCUCGACGGCUUUCUUCUAACAUGAGGGGGUUUGGCUUCAUGGCAUAUUUGUUUCCAGGCGGAACGUUAAAGAACCAGCACGCAUGUCUCCUGGAAAUCCUGUAUAAUUCAACCAAUCCGAUGAUGACUUCGAAACUCCCCAAGUAUUUCUGAUUUUGUGUGCCGUAUGCAUCAGACGUUCAGCCAGCGGUCCGUGAGCAUGAUGUCUGAGGCUGAGACUAAUACAUUAUGUGCUAUACAUUGCUUGAACAAAAAAAAAGAUAGAAAAUAUAAAGCUUGCAAGUAUUGUUUUGAACAAAACCACAGCCUUUCAUGGCAUAGUUGAAGUAUCUGAAGUUUAACAAUGACAGCCAUCAAAGACAGACUAACUUAAAUGGAAGAAAAAAUCAACUUUCAACUGACUGCAUGACAUAUUUGUGUAAUGCAGAUGCAGGAUGAAUGUCUCUCAGAUGAGUGUCUCUCUCAACAAACUAAUAGGAGUGAAAAGGCAAAACUAAUCUUUAGUUGAACUGACUGGGCCAACUAAACACAAAGUCUUGAAUAAGAUUAAACGGAAAAAGAAAAUCAACAUAACUG